Molecule: messenger RNA, 2372 nt
Organism: Cataglyphis hispanica
Lineage: Eukaryota; Metazoa; Arthropoda; Insecta; Hymenoptera; Formicidae
Gene: mmy
Product: UDP-N-acetylhexosamine pyrophosphorylase
Exons: 4
Coding region: 648-2063 (471 amino acids)
Biological process (GO): UDP-N-acetylglucosamine biosynthetic process
Molecular function (GO): UDP-N-acetylglucosamine diphosphorylase activity
Source: RefSeq, a predicted model, not a curated record
AAUCUUCGCGAAUCAACUCAAAUGGAAGGUACGAAAAUCGAAAUCAGAAUCACGAUCACGAUUGAAACGCAUUCAAAACUGCAACAUUAUAUUAAAUGAGAAGAGACAGAGAAAGAGAAAACCGGUAAAAUACCAGUUUCUCCAAAAUCAGGAAUGUCACCGCCAAGUCGACGAAUACUUCAAUCAUUGGAAUAAAGGAUGAACGACCCGCUGAAUGUGCAGGUUAUCCACCGUUAUCGUCGUGGAAGAGAUGAUUUUUCUCAGCGUCGACAGCUAUGGCCGGCGACAGCUCAUCGGGAUGGUGGCGAAGAAAAGGAGAAUUAUACAUGUAAAGAAGUCCGGCCGAGCGGGAGGGGUCGAUAAGAGAAAUCGAAUCGGGCUACGUGGAAUCGUGAAAGUGAAGGUGAACGUCGCCGCUGCGAGAUAGGCCGAUCGAGCCCGAUGAAUACCUGUUGCUGGACCGUUACUGGUCUCUCCCUAUCGUCCGAUCGUUUUUUUCCUCGUUCGUUCUCGCAUCAUUGACGUACACUGCUGUAUCGAGGAAUUUAUCUACGGAUUACACGCGAAACGAUAAACGUCGCACGCGAUAAAGUGGUAUAUUGUACACAAGUCUGCGCGCAAGUGUCAAACGCAGUCUGUCGACGAGUAUGGAAGAUCUAAAGAAGAAAUUGAGCGAGUACAAUCAAGAACAUCUGCUCAGAUUUUGGGAGGAGUUGACAGACGAGGAUAGAAACCAAUUAGAGAAUGAUAUAGAAGAGUUGGAUCUGCAAGAGACUAUUGCGUAUUUUAAGAAUGCUGUGGAAUCCUCCCAGCGUAUUGGUCAAGGUACAUUGGAUGACAAGGUACGACCAAUCGACGAGACAAAAAUUGCCUCUGCUAAGACUUCAACGAAGGAAGAAUUGAAGAAGUAUGAGGAACUUGGUUUGACAGAAGUCGCUGAGAGCCGUGUUGCUGUAUUAUUGAUGGCAGGUGGCCAAGGCACGCGUCUAGGAGUGACUUAUCCCAAAGGAAUGUACGAUGUCGAUUUGCCAUCUCAUAAAACUCUCUUCCAAUUGCAAGCGGAAAGAAUACUUCGUUUGCAAAAUAUGGCAGAACAACAUUGUGGAAAACGUGGAGAGAUUACUUGGUACAUCCUCACUAGCGAUGCUACUCACGAUACCACUGUCGCAUAUCUCAGCCAACAUAAUUAUUUUGGUUUAAACGAAAAAAAUGUCAGAGCCUUUAAACAAGGUAUGUUGCCAUGUUUUACCUUUGACGGGAAAAUUAUUUUGGAUGCCAAACAUCGGAUUUCUAAAGCACCCGAUGGCAACGGAGGAUUGUAUCGCGCAUUGAAAAAUCAUAAAAUAUUGGACGAUAUGGUGCAGCGUGGUAUCCGAAGUAUUCACGCACAUUCCGUGGACAAUAUCUUAGUGAAAGUAGCGGAUCCUAUAUUUAUAGGAUAUUGUUUGCUCUCCGAAACGGAUUGCGGAGUUAAAGUUAUUGAAAAAUCUUCUCCUUCUGAAGCGGUUGGCGUAGUUUGUAAGGUGGAGGAUCAUUAUCAAGUAGUAGAAUAUAGUGAGAUCACGAAGGAGACCGCGGAACUUCGUCAUGAUAAUGGACAACUGGUAUACAAUGCCGCCAACAUAUGCAAUCAUUACUUCACGAUUGACUUUCUAAAAGAUAUUGCAUACUUUCAUGAAAAAGAUUUGAUUCUACACGUGGCGAAGAAGAAAAUUCCUUACGUCAAUGAUGAAGGGGAAAGAAUUACUCCGAAAAUUCCGAAUGGUAUCAAAAUAGAGAAAUUUGUGUUUGACGUAUUUCCUUUCGCGAAGAAUUUUGCGGUUUGGCAGGGAACUCGCGAGGAAGAAUUCAGCCCAUUGAAGAAUUCAAAUUCCGCUGGUAAAGAUUGCUCGAACACUGCUCGCACCGAUCUGUUCAAUCUACAUAAGAAAUGGUUACUGAAUGCAGGCGCGAAGGACGUCGGCGACAGUGUCGAGAUCUCUCCUUUACUUUCAUACGCGGGAGAGAAUCUGUAUCAAAUCGCAAAUAAUCAAUCUUUCGCAGGACCGCAAGUUCUUGAAUAAUAAAAAUAUGAAUGAAAAAGAUUCCGCCGACCUAUGUAACGAGAUAUCUUGGAAACAACAUUGACAUUUACAUUCCUCUGUGAUGAAAUAAGAUUAAGUGUGAGUAAUAUCAUUUAAUUAUCAUAACAAUUAUAUUUUGUAAUAUUGGUUUUGAGAUUUAUAUACAACUUCCAAGCUUUCAAAAUUAAAAAUCAUGUUUACAAUGAUGGAGCUGGUUACUGUCUAAAUGAGAGAAAUAAACAUAUAAAUAAGCAUGAUAUUAAUAACUUUGCAUCGAAUUUUCGGCUGAUACAAAUUAAAGUAUAUAUA